CUCUUUUCCACAUGUCUAGCUCCAAAUGCAGGGAUUUGUCCACUCCUUUAUCAACCCAGCUGGUUACGUCAUAGCUACGCAACCAAUAUGGCGACACAGUAACGCGAACGAGAUGAUCGCAAUGCCAACAAAAUGAGGCUUCUGCGUUGCUGCUUUGGGAUUCGGCGAAAGUUCCUCAUUUUCCCACUUCUGCUGAUCCUCUUGGUCGGAGCAGCCUUGACAGCUCUGUUGCCCCCUGCUGAGGACCAUGGAGGUGUUGUUGGGGUCCUGGGAGUACUGCGCAGGGCAGCCCCGCAAAAGGGGAAUCCUGCUCAGGCUCAACUUGCAGACACCUCAGAGGAGGAGAAGUUUACCAUCAUCAUCCAAACUUACAAUCGCACAGACAUUUUACUCAAACUCCUGAACCAUUAUCAGGCUGUGCCUCAUCUUCAGAUGAUCAUCAUAGUUUGGAACAACAUCAGGGAAGAGACACCGGGGAAGCUGUGGGAAUCCUUGGGUCCUCAUCCAGUCCAGGUUAUCUUCAAAGAACAGGCGAGCAACCAAAUGCGAAACAGACUCCAGCCCUUCCCUGAGAUUGCCACUAAUGCUGUCUUAAUGCUGGAUGAUGACACACUCGUUAGUGUUCCUGACGUCACUUUUGCUUUUUCUGUGUGGAAGCAAUUUCCAGACCAAAUAGUCGGAUUUGUCCCACGGAAACACGUCUUCACAGCUGGAGGAGUUUACAGUUACGGCAGCUUUGAGUUGCAGAAUCCAGAAGUGGCUGGAGGAGACAUGUACUCCAUGGUUCUAAUCGGUGCUGCCUUCUUCCAUCAGCGCUACCUACAACUGUUCCAGGAUCAGCCUAAACAAGUGCACUCCUUAGUUGAUGAGACCCAAAACUGUGAUGAUAUAGCUGUGAACUUUGCUGUUGCUCUGUAUUUAAGAAAAUACUCAAAGUCCAGCCCAAUCCAUAAACCUUCUGGGAUCUUUGUCAAGCCUGUCGACCUUCGCAACCUUGAGAAAGAUGCCAGCAGUGGAUAUCAGGGAAUGUGGCAUCGUCCUGAGCACCUUCUCCAGAGAUCGUACUGUCUGAACCGGCUGACACAGAUUUAUGGCUUCAUGCCGCUCUGCUACUCCAACCUCAUGGUGUCCCAGUUUGGUUUCCCAAGCUAUGCAAAUCACAAGAGUAGGGGAUGAAGAUGUAACAUGUCGCUGUUUUUGUUUAAAAUUAGAGACGAGACUCAUGAGGAGUUUGGUAAGUUUGGCUGGUACCAUUUCACAUGCCAAUCAGCUGAUGCUUUUAGGCUUGUGUGACGUGAAGGUAAUUCCCAUCGUAGGUAGACUGUGAUGGGAACAUAGUCUAGUCAAAUGUAAGAAUCCAUCUUAGAUAAGGUUACUUAGUGGAUUACAAUCAACUGGAGAAAAUCUAACAGGAUUACUCAUAGUAUUAUUUUAAAUCCAAUGCAUGCUUAGACAAUCAUUUGUAUGGCUCAUCUUUUAAACUAUUGCAUGUAAAUUGGUUAAAUAAAAGUGAUCUUUUCCCUUUUUUAAACACAA
Messenger RNA from Girardinichthys multiradiatus, 1536 nucleotides. RefSeq names its product exostosin-like glycosyltransferase 2 (gene extl2). Gene Ontology annotation, molecular function: glycosyltransferase activity. The record is from RefSeq and is a predicted model, not a curated record. The coding region runs from base 133 to 1176 and encodes 347 amino acids. Gene Ontology annotation, cellular component: membrane. The transcript is spliced from 5 exons. NCBI's taxonomy places the organism in Eukaryota, Metazoa, Chordata, Actinopteri, Cyprinodontiformes, Goodeidae.